This is a messenger RNA of Ananas comosus (pineapple), 1820 nucleotides long. RefSeq names its product BRCA1-associated protein. The record is from RefSeq and is a predicted model, not a curated record. Gene Ontology annotation, biological process: protein ubiquitination; Ras protein signal transduction. Gene Ontology annotation, cellular component: cytoplasm. Lineage: Eukaryota; Viridiplantae; Streptophyta; Magnoliopsida; Poales; Bromeliaceae. The transcript has 12 exons. Gene Ontology annotation, molecular function: zinc ion binding; ubiquitin protein ligase activity. Bases 16 to 1566 code for a protein of 516 amino acids.
GACCGCUACUUCGCCAUGUCGAUCACCGACGCCGCCGCCGACGCCGACGCCGACGCCGCAGCUCCCUCCGCCGCCGAAGUCGCCUCCCACCACCACCUCCUUCCUCCUCCUCCUCUGGCAAGCCCCGUCGACCUCAUGGACCCAUCUCCUUCGAGCACUACUCGCGCCGUCCCCUUCUCCUCCGGAAACCCUAGAAUCGAGGAGACCCAUGGAAUCAUGCACCUCUACCCCGAGGACGCCGCAUCGCGCUCCCACCUCCCGGUGGGGAGGAAGCCUCUCGUGUGCGUCCUCGCGGUGCCGAACCACAUGACCUACGCCGAUUUCUGCCGAUUCUGCGGUUCUUUCGUGCAGCACAUGCUCGAGAUGCGAAUUGUGAGGAAUGAUGGAGCAGAAGAUCACUAUAGCGUUCUCAUAACGUUCGAUGAUCAAAGUUCAACAGAUAGCUUUUACAAGCAUUUCAAUGGGAAGCGAUUUUCAUCAUUAGAGGGUGAUAUUUGUGGUGUCUGUUAUGUAGUAGAUGUACAGUAUACUGGAUCAAUUGAACAUUCACAGUGCUCAAUUAGUAGCUCAGCUGAACAGCCUAAUUGUCCGGUAUGUCUUGAGAGACUUGAGCAAGAUUACGGUGGCAUUCUAACAACGAUCUGCAAUCACUCCUUCCACUCUUCAUGCAUAUCGAAAUGGACAGAUUCUUCGUGUCCAGUUUGUAGAUAUUGUCAGCAACAACCUGAAAAAUCUACAUGUUCUGUUUGUGGAACCUCUGAGAACCUAUGGAUUUGUGUUAUUUGUGGGUUUGUUGGUUGUGGAAGGUACAUUGAAGGACAUGCUAUCACACAUUGGAGAGAGACUCAACACUGUUACUCGCUUGAACUGGAGACACAAAGAGUUUGGGACUAUGUAGGUGACAAUUAUGUUCACCGGCUAAUUCAGUCCAAAACCGAUGGGAAAUUGGUUGAGUUAAAUUCCCAUUGUGUUCAAUGUGAUGAUGUCUUUGGAACUUGCACAUGUAGUGGAGACUCUGGAAUCAGCGACGCUCUGUUCAACAGUAAAGUUGAAGCUAUUCUUGCUGAGUAUAAUGACCUCCUCACAUCUCAACUAGAGAACCAAAGAAAAUAUUUUGAAUCGCUGCUUCUAGAGGUCAAGGAAGAAAAUGAGAAAGAAAUUUCUGAGGCUGCUGAGAAGGCCGUGAAUAUAAAACUGCAGAAAUUACAAAUGAAGCUCGCCAAGUGUGUGGAAGAGAAGAAGUUUCUUGAUGAUAUCAAUGAGAAUCUUUUGAAAAAUCAAGAGAUGUGGAAAGCAAAGAUUCUGCAAAUAGAAGAAAGGGAGCGAUCUGCGGUGAGACUGAGAGAUGAGAAAAUACGGAAUCUGGAAGAACAGCUGAGAGAUCUAAUAGCUCACAUUGAAGGACAAAAUGCGGUGGAUCAACUUCCCGACUCGGUCUCGAGCGAGAUAAAAGGCGGCACGGUUCUCCCUCUACCCUCGUCUUCAUCAUCAUCAUCAUCUUCCUCAUCGUCCUCCAGCAGCAAAAGUAGUAAGCGCACCACCACAAGGAACCGGAAAAAUAACUGACUACAUUUACGCUAAUGGGAAAAAUGUAAAAGGGAAUAGGGUUUGACAUGUAUAGUAUCUCAUUUUUCCGGGGGUUUCUUUGUUUGUUUUUAUUAUUGAAAGAGAUGGUGUAAUGCGCAAAAGAUGGGUUUUUUAGUAGGCAUGUAUAUGAUUCAUGUAUUUUUAGUUCUUGUGUAUCUCCGUAAACAAUUACCUUUUUUUUAUAUUUUGUUUUGUUGGUUUAAAUUCAAUGUAAUGUAUGUUUUGUGGGUUUC